AUGGCCGAAUCGACAACAGUGUCUAAUAUGGACCAAUUUCCGACAUCACAGUCUUCUUCGUCAUACAGUCCGCUGUGUGUAGGUUACGACAAACUGUAUGCUAAAUCUUAUCAUUUUGACUUUCUCUUGGGCUCCAAAGCAGAAGAUCGUUCCAGCUGGACUGUUAAUUGGUUCAUUGAGAGAAAUAUAAUAGGAGAAAUGAAAGAGCAUGAUAAAGCGUUACAGCUAUCAAGUGCAAACAUCAUAACAGUCUCAAAACAGAGAACAUCAUACAGUUUCGAACGUAUUCAUGGACUGCGCCAUACACUUCUUACAUUACUCUCUUGCUUUGACCCAUCCGUCAAGCCAAUUUUGGCGGAGAUGCGUCGAUUGUUAUCAGACCGGAAGUCUUUGAGAAAGCUGCCCUUGAUUGCCGUUGUGGCUAGUGGUAGCAAUGACUCUCUGGGUGGCUGGUCGAGAAUACGGGCGUUCAACAAGUUGCCAGUCACGAAUCUGAUGUUGAGACGCUCGGGGGCUAUUCGUAGUGAGUUUAAUAUAAGGAAUGAAUCUGUUGAAGGCCCAAAAAUUGAUUUCGUCGGCGAUAAAUCCACAGUUGGUGAUUUCCUGGCAGAUGCAGCUAUGAAAUCUCAGAAGGAAUGA
This is a messenger RNA of Botrytis deweyae, 639 nucleotides long. RefSeq lists its product as uncharacterized. The record is from RefSeq and is a predicted model, not a curated record. NCBI's taxonomy places the organism in Eukaryota, Fungi, Ascomycota, Leotiomycetes, Helotiales, Sclerotiniaceae. The coding region runs from base 1 to 639 and encodes 212 amino acids. The transcript has 3 exons.